Molecule: messenger RNA, 1203 nt
Organism: Benincasa hispida (wax gourd)
Lineage: Eukaryota; Viridiplantae; Streptophyta; Magnoliopsida; Cucurbitales; Cucurbitaceae
Gene: LOG1
Product: Putative lysine decarboxylase family protein
Biological process (GO): cytokinin biosynthetic process
Cellular component (GO): nucleus; cytosol
Molecular function (GO): hydrolase activity, hydrolyzing N-glycosyl compounds
Source: RefSeq, a predicted model, not a curated record
GAAGAAGAAUUUGUAGCGUCGAUAUGUUUGUUCCUUUGCAGUGCAGUGCAGUGCAGUGCAGCUAUAUAUGUAACCACACCACACACCCCUUCUUUCUCCACCAACCUCAUCAACCACACCACAAAACAAACACUGACUCUGAGGCAAAAAUUUUCUAACCAAUGGAGAACGAAAAUGAACCCAAAUUACCCAUUUUCAAGAGGAUUUGUGUCUUCUGUGGCAGCAGCCCUGGCAAGAAAACUAGUUAUAAAGAUGCUGCCAUUGAGCUUGGAAAAGAACUCGUUUCGAGGGAUAUUGAUCUGGUUUAUGGAGGAGGGAGUGUUGGAUUGAUGGGAUUAGUAUCUCAAGCUGUUCAUAAUGGUGGUCGCCAUGUUGUUGGAGUCAUCCCCAAGACCUUGAUGCCAAGAGAGAUAACUGGAGAGACAGUGGGAGAAGUGAAAGCAGUUGCAGAUAUGCAUCAAAGGAAGGCUGAGAUGGCCAGGCGAUCUGAUGCUUUUAUCGCUUUACCUGGUGGCUAUGGAACUUUAGAAGAAUUGCUUGAAGUAAUCACCUGGGCCCAACUGGGUAUUCAUGACAAACCAGUUGGAUUGUUGAAUGUGGAUGGAUAUUACAAUUCCUUGCUGUCCUUCAUUGAUCAAGCCGUAGAGGAAGGUUUUAUCAGUCCCAGUGCUCGUCAUAUUAUUGUAUCUGCACCUAAUGCAAAGGAAUUAGUCAAGAAAAUGGAGGAGUAUGUUCCAAGGCAUGAAAGAGUUGCUUCAAAGCAUAGCUGGGAGAUUGAACAAUUAGGGUACCCUCCAAAAUGUGACAUCUCAAGAUGAAUAGAAAUUUCAUUGGACUUGACAAAGGGAAGCAAAGAAGACAGACUACUCUUUUGGUAAAAUGGAAGCCACUAAUUUUAUUUAGAGGACCAAUAUAUUUGCUGGAGUUGGGUUUUUCUUUUUUUCUUUUUUCCUUUUGUUUUCUUUUAUUAUUACGCUAUUUGUAAACUACCCAAAAAAAAAAAGGAGAAGAAGAAGAAGAAAAAAAAACUGACAUAAAAAUGUAGUUUUUAAGAGUUUAUGUAGUUUGGUAAUUGGAGCCUGGCUUCCUAAUUAGCUGUCUUAAUUUUUUGUUGUUUCAAAAGUCAGGCAGGUAAAAUGGAGGCUUAGUUAGCUUAGAUCAAAUCAAUGUAUCUAAUGUUAUUGACAUUGUGAGUUCAAAUUC